AUGGCAGCGCUGAGACAGGAGCAUCGGUAUGGGCUCUCCUGUGGUAAAAUCAACAAAAACACCCCGAAUCAAACUCUGUAUCACGUCAAACUCACGGACACCGCCAUCCGGACCCUCGAAGCCUACCAGAACCUCAAGGCAUCACUAUCAAAUCAGCCAGCAAUUUGCUUCAAGGGGAGCCAGGGGUAUGUGAAGAUCCCAGCGCCCACCCCUGAAUCUCCUGAUGGAUUCAGAGUCUUCUCAUUCUACCUUUCCAGUGACAGCAAAGACAAGCCUCAGUCCAGCUUCGACUGUAUUCACCAGUAUGUCUCAGGGGAGGGCAGGGAUCACCUGGAGGGCCAGGGCAGCAUUCAGGACAAGAUCACAGUUUGUGCCACAGAUGACUCCUACCAGACGACCCGGGAGCGCAUGUCUCAGGUGGAGAAGGACAUCUGGAGCCGCUCAGCUAUUGAGAUCAAGCCAGGGCCAAGUAAGUACGUAAAGGUCCAGAGAAAGCAUGGUCUGGUAUCAGGCUCAGAUAGCAGCAGCAAGCACUCCCCGAGCAACAAGAGGAGCCUGGUUCCCAGCCCUGUGGCACACCGGCCCUUGAGAGAUCGCAUCAUUCAUCUCCUGGCCUUAAAGCCCUACAGGAAACCUGAGCUGCUACUGUGGUUGGAGAGGGAGCGGGCCAGUCCAAAGGACAAGGCUGAUCUGACCUCAGUGCUGGACGAGGUUGGUAAACUGAACUCUAAAGACCACAGCUAUUCUCUGAAGGAUGAGCUCUACAGACAUGUACAGAGAGACUGGCCUGGAUAUCUAGAGGAGGAGAAGCAGCUCAUCCACAGGCUCCUGAUCAGGAAACUGCAGCCACUCCACAGUAGCCAGUUGAAGAGUCCCCAGUCCAACCAUUCAUUCCACAAAACUCCAGGGGACUCUCCAGCACAUCUCAGUCCUGCCAAGAAUCUCUCUGUGAAACGGCCAUUGCCCUCGGACCCAUCCAACUGUCAAACCCCCAAAAAACAAAGACUUUUAGACCAGUGUUUGCCUCUGCAGUCGCCGUCUCAUGGAGACUGCGGCACCAACGGGGCUCGUAGCUCCUCCAGUCACGGAAACUCUCGAGUGCAGAUCAAACUGGAGUUCGACAAAACCAGCAAUCAUCUCCAGGGGAGCCCACAUGGUCUGUACUCGCCACACAAGCUCAGCGGCUCAUCCACUGUUCCCAAAGUGGAGAGGACAGAGCCAGCUGCCACUGAACCCAGCCCCAAGCCGCCACACACUGACAUGUCCAUUUGCACUGACCAGUCGUUCACCAACGGCCAACACAAAAAGAAGAGGUCCAAAAAGCACAAAGACAAAGAACGAGAGCGCUUAAAACCAGACUGGAUCGAGACAAGUCCAGACUUAAAGCAGGACAGAGAAAAUCUCAAAGACCAUGAGGGAGUGAAAACACCAGUCAAUCGAACCUCAGCAGAGGAACUGCCCGACUAUUUAAUAAAAUACAGCACUAUAACAGCACUGGAACAGCGUCAACAGUACAAGGACGACUUCUGUGCCGAGUAUGAUGAAUACAGAGCUCUUCAUGACCGGAUUGGGGCUAUCACAGAGAUGUUUGUUCAGUUGGGCUCAAAGAUCAACACGCUCUCCCCUGGAACACAAGAGUACAAGCUCAUGGAGGAUCAAAUACUGCAAAAGUACAGAAAGUAUAAGAAAAAGUUUCCCGGGUAUCGGGAAGAGAAGAAGCGAUGCGAGUACCUCCAUCUGAAACUGUCGCAUAUCAAAGGCCUGAUCACAGAUUAUGACCAAGCACAGGGACUCUCAUAGUGACCAGCCUCUGCCCUUAGCAGGGUGUCAACAUGACUGGACCAAAAGACUCCUAAUGGACCCAAAGACUGGCCAGCUGAGUCCCGGAGUUGCUGAGACACUUAUUCACUUUACUCCUCCGAGUGUUAAUGGCAUUGAGGAGCAUUUUUUUAAAAAAAAAGUGGGCUGAGACCACCGACUCGUGAUCAAAUGUUGCCCUUUAACUUUAUGGUUUCCGACUAUGAUUAUUGCUGUAAUGGCUGAUUCUGUUCUGCUGUAAAAUGGUCUGAUGACACAGUGAAAGCCAAAUCUGUUUUUUUCUGAAACGCAAAGCAGAGGUGAUCCUUUCUGCCUAAUUGCAAUUGUAUUCUAUCAUGUCAGAACUAAAAAAUAAUGUGUUGAUUUGUAAAAAGAAAAGUAUUAAAUUGAUGGUACAAUCAAUCUUAGGGGGAAACAAACAUACUUAAAGUCUUUAUAUUUGACAUACAGAGGAAUCUGUUUAUUUGCUGUUAGCUGAUAGAAAGUAAACACAUUUGGUAUUCAUUAGUUGCAGUAAUAUGAUCAUUAAUGACAUUAAUAAGGUCGAGCUAUUAACAAUUUCAUAUUGUGGUCUUCAGACUACAUGCAAAUAAAAUUUUUAUCAUCUGUACAAAGCCUGUAUUUCUGCAGGACUAAAACCCUACAAAGGUGUGUCUUGUAUCACUAAAAUGAUCAUAAAAUGAAGUUUAAAGCAUCAUAUGCAAAGUUCUUCUGGCUUUGAUCAUAAGGAACAAUACCAUGUAGCUUAUGCCACAAAACCACUCCUCCCAGUACCUGAAUGCUGGUUUCAAGGUAGUGCUCGUGCACAAUUAGUGUCAACCUUACCCACAUGUAGCCUACCACCAACUGCCUUUUCACUAUCAACUCUAGGUUUGUUUACUGGUACACAGUUAAUAUGCUUUAUUUAUGCUGUAGAAAAAUAAUUACCAGCUGCCCCAUGAAACUUUUCCUUUUACAUGCAGUUUUAAAAGCUUACAGGGUAUUUUAUCUCGGUUAUCACACUUGUCCACACAUUUUUUGAUUUACUGUGAUUUUGUUUUGGUUUGAAGUCUUGAGAUAGAUUUGCAAAAGAGAUGCCUUGACCUAAUUGGACUGGACAUUUUUAGUCCCAUGUGCAAAAACGUGCAGAGGAUGGCACUAUGGGUCGGUCACUGGGGUCAUACCACUUCAGUUCAGUUGGUAAAGAGCAGGUGGACCUCUAAAGGCUGCUGGCAAGGAUUUCAGACUCACUUUAGACUUUCUGGAAUUAUCUGUCACAAGGCAGGUACAUUUGAAUAACCACAAACUGUAAUUUAUUUUACUUUAUAAUUAGCUGUAGUCUGAAGUAGGAAAUAGUGAUCAGAUUUCAGUGUUCUCUGGAUGUUUUCAUCAGCGUAUCUCACAGCCGUUGUCUUAACAAUGACUUAAAAUGGAAAAAUUAAGCUAAUAUUUGCCUUAACAUGUAUGUCGGACAUCUCCAAGAUUAUGCCAUCCCUGUUCAGAAAUGGUCUUGGGUUUACAUGCACAGUUCAAAACCUUCACAGACUUUUCUGUAAUUGUCUAUUAGUUUGAAGGAAGUUGUUACUGGAUAGUUGUUACUGGAUCGUCAUAUCUGUGUUGUUAUUUUUUCCCCAUGUAGCAACGUCUUACGCUUAUUCCGUUUCAGCUUCAUUUGUCGUCUCGUAAUCUGUCGGAUAAUCAUGAACUGUUAAGGAAUUCAAUUUACUGUCCUAUCUUAUCGAGCACCACUGUCAGAAGAAAGAAUUGUUGCAGAAAUCUAUACAACAUAAUGUACUUUGCUUCUCUUGAUUUCUCAUCGAAAAUGCUCAGUGGGCAAAUUGUCACAUAUUUAGCAGUGUUUUUUUUUUUUUUUAGUUUUUUUUUUUACAUAAGUUAAAUGAAUGUUUUUCCAAGAUUUGGUAGGUAACUUCUGGUAUGUUUGAAGGAUUUGAGACUAGCAGCAGUUGCUCUGUCUUGGCACAUACGAGUUUCCAAGAAAGGAAUAUUGACUAGCAAUGACUAUUGGAAAAAUGAGAAUUGUAAGCCCAGAUUUUGAACAUGAAAUAUCAUCAAAGUUUAAAAUGUUGGAUUGCUAAAGCUCCGGUACACCUACAGAUAUGUCUUCUUUAUUUUUGGCUUUUUUGGACCUCACACUCUUAUGAUUUUUCUGUCAAUAUGCAUUUUGAUGAGCUUAGCAAAUGUGCCACAUAGCUCCAUGCAACUUCAGAAAAUUGGCCAAAAUGACAACUGUGUAUUGGUAUGGUACUGGAUCUGGAAAUCAGUGAGUUGUUUUAAAAGACAAAAGUGCAAUGCCUGCUCAGAUAUACAACAUAAUUUAUUUGUGUUUCAUGGAAUUUCUCAUUCAAAGACUAAAAGGUACUGAAAAGGGUUUUGAGUGAAUGAAGUCAGGAUGGGAUCCUCAACAUUUAGACACCAUUCAGUCCAUGAUACCUUAAAAGUAAUAAUUUACAGAAGUAAUACAAGUUAAGGGCUUCCCAUGUACCACUAAUGUACUAUUGAUUCAUUGUGCAAGACAUAUGUGAUCAAACACAUGGCAUUGUGGGCAAAAUAUCAGUCGAAUCAGUAUGAAUGAAGAUAAUCAAACUGUUCAUGCCAACAUGUUUUUAGGACACCGGACCCUUGGUGAAAGGGGCCUCUCAAGUGCUGACUGUGAUGUUUUUUUACUGUUGCAGGAGCGAACUACUGAUGGUGCCUUUCUCAUUGAAAAAGCAGAGCCAGUCUGCGUGUAACGAUCAUUGGUAUUCUUAAAAAAUUGUUUUAAAAAAAGUUGAACCAGCAGUAUUUACACAUCUGUAGUUUCACACUGUUGCCACUGUUCAGAGUGCUUUGAUCAUAAUUUUUGGGAAAAAGCUGAUAUCAGAUGCCUUGUAAAAUGUAUUAAGUGGCGCUGACAUUUUUCCAGGUGUAAAAAUUCUGCAUUUUAAAAAUGCAAGGUUUUACAGGACACCAAUUAAAUUGCAUCUAAUGUAGCUGUCUGCAUACAAAUGGCCUGGAUUUUGUUUUCAAAUUUAAUACUGCUGCGUUUAAUUACUGAACAGUACUGGAAAAGCAAGGCCAUGAUAGCAAUGUGAAAUCAAACAUUUUGCCUAUUAUGAAUCACUGCAAUUGAUCUACGUAGGAGAACAAAUUUCUUUUAUUUAUUGCUUUGUAUGUGUUUGUCCUUUUUUGGGAUUCGUCCUUGCAUAGUUUGUUCAUUCUUUUCACAGCAAAACUCAUAGUACGGUGAAAGGGAAAUGGAAUAUAUUUUUGCAAUUUUUGAUGGUGGAUGCUUUAUCAUAAUGUCAUCCUCUUGAAAAAAGCUUUCAGAAAAAAAGUGUAUUGUUGUUUCAGUAUAAAUGAAAAAUAAAGCUCUUUUCAAUUCA
Plectropomus leopardus (leopard coralgrouper) is the source of this 5180-nucleotide messenger RNA. Its product is annotated as RNA polymerase II elongation factor ELL. Gene Ontology annotation, molecular function: cis-regulatory region sequence-specific DNA binding. NCBI's taxonomy places the organism in Eukaryota, Metazoa, Chordata, Actinopteri, Perciformes, Serranidae. The record is from RefSeq and is a predicted model, not a curated record. Gene Ontology annotation, cellular component: transcription elongation factor complex. Gene Ontology annotation, biological process: positive regulation of transcription elongation by RNA polymerase II; snRNA transcription by RNA polymerase II; transcription elongation by RNA polymerase II.